AUGUACUCCCCCAACAAACCACCAAAGUCCCCCUCCUCCGUUCGCUUGAAAGGCCUCUUCAAAGAGGGCUCAUGGUAUUGCGACUGCCAGGAGCGGGCUCCCGCUAUCAAGCUUCAAGUUAAGAAGGAGGGCAGAAAUCACGGCCGCUACUUCUAUACCUGCCAGAAACCCCGCGCGCAACAAUGUGGCUUCUUCUUGUGGAAAGAGGAGGCCGAACCCCGCGAACAAGCCGUCGUCCUCUCCAACUCGCGAUCCGAAGACGACCUGCACUAUCCUACCCUCCCAUCCACGCCCACAACACCCAGACGCAGUGGUCUCCUCACUCCACAAACCGAGCGCCGCUUGAUCGACAUCCCACCACGCCAUGCGCACACCUAUUCAACCCCACAGAGCGCAAAGGCACGGAUGAUGGCCGAGGAUACCGACGAAUUCGGUUGGGAUGAUAAUACAGACGACAAUAACGAAUUGAGUGAAUUGACGGAGCUCUCCACAAGCCAGUCAACAGAGCCCUUUCUCACCCAACCAAAUUGGAACCCAGACCCGCCAUACAACAAAGCGGCCCGCACUCCAACAAGUUCAUCGCCAGGAAAGCGCAAGCUAUUUGACAGCUACAACGACCAUAACUCCUCGACUAGCAACUCUUCCAUCCUCGCCACUCCAUCAUCUACCCGAUCAAACCGUUCGAUCGGCUCAAGUCGCAUUCCACCGUCGUCAGCAGAGCUUUGUAUGACCCCAACACCAACAAAGUACCGAGACGUCAUUAGCUCCGCCAAUAUGCCCGACAUGUCCGAUUUAGCGGCGGAGGCAAGUGCAAUCAUGGAGCAAUAUGAUGUGGUGCUUCCGAACAAGGCCCGAGACGAUCUGGUUGAGCUGCUUAAUCGACAUAGUUUAAAGUUGCAGGGCGUGAAUAAAGGUCGUGAGGUCACUCGGCAGGCCUUGAAGAAGAAAGAGGAUGAACUUGCGAAGAAGGAUGGGGAAAUUAGGCGGCUUCAGGAAAAGAUUACCAGUCUCCAAGCGCAGAAGGAGAUGGAUCAGAGUAUCAUUGAUUCUAUGAGUACGUAG
Penicillium manginii is the source of this 1062-nucleotide messenger RNA. Its product is annotated as Zinc finger GRF-type. The transcript has 2 exons. Gene Ontology annotation, molecular function: zinc ion binding. The coding region runs from base 1 to 1062 and encodes 353 amino acids. NCBI's taxonomy places the organism in Eukaryota, Fungi, Ascomycota, Eurotiomycetes, Eurotiales, Aspergillaceae. The record is from RefSeq and is a predicted model, not a curated record.